This is a messenger RNA of Salvia splendens (bonfire salvia), 318 nucleotides long. RefSeq names its product 36.4 kDa proline-rich protein-like. The coding region runs from base 1 to 318 and encodes 105 amino acids. NCBI's taxonomy places the organism in Eukaryota, Viridiplantae, Streptophyta, Magnoliopsida, Lamiales, Lamiaceae. The transcript has a single exon. The record is from RefSeq and is a predicted model, not a curated record.
AUGUCUUCAACCAAGUUCCUCAUCUCCAUCAUCCUCGUCGCUCUAGUAAUGCAGGCAUCGGCAGCUGGGAACCGUCGUCUCCUUAACAUCCCGGGCUUUCAGUUUCCUCCCUACAUGAACAUCCCAACUCCCGUGUUGCUGCCACCGCUCCUCCCUUCCCCGACUAACAUUCCACCCGUGGUGUUCCCCAGCACCCCCCCUUCCGAUCCGACUAGCAUUCCAGUACCGGCGGUGUUCCUGAGCAACCCCCCUACCAACCCUACACUCCCCAAUGUUCCCACCGUCUUUCCACCUCCAUCAGUUAUCACUACUCCUUAA